UGGCUCAGCGUUCGGGGUCGGCGGCUUGCGCCGAGACCGCUCCCGGGCUUCGCGGAAAGAAGAAAUUACUCAAACUCUGAAGCAUAGAACCCAGUUUUACAGAGUUGUCUGCUGAGUUGUUCCAGUCCAGAUGGCUGUGGAAUCCAGAGCAGUUUCAACCCAGAUACCUCAGGAUCCUCAGGAACAAGGACUAAUAUUAGUGAAAGUAGAAGAUGGCCUCUCUUGGAGUCAGAAAUUUAAACCAAAUGGGAGUAUUCAGUCUUGCCAAGAGUUGUUUCGCCAACAAUUCAGAAAAUUUUGCUACCACGAGUCCCCUGGGCCCCGGGAGGCUCUGGCCAGACUCCAGGAGCUCUGCCGUCAAUGGCUGAUGCCAGAGGUGCACUCCAAGGAGCAGAUCCUAGAACUACUGGUGCUGGAGCAGUUCCUGAGCAUCCUGCCCGAAGAGCUACAGAUCUGGGUUGAGCAACAUAAUCCAAAAAGCAGCGAGGAAGCCGUGACCCUUUUGGAAGAUCUGGAGAGGGAGUUUGAUGAUCCAGGACAGCAGGUCUCAGCUAGUGCACAGGGACCAACAGUGCCAUGGAAGGAUUUGACAUGCCUUGGAGCAUCCCAGGAACCAACAAACAUUCAACUGCAGCCUUUAAAGAAACAGCUGAAAUCCUGGAAACCUUGCCUUUCCCCCAAGAGUGACUGUGAGAACGAGGCAGCAAGAGAAGAGGACGUUUCAAGAGAAAAACCACAUGGACUUCCUCUGGAACCUUCAUUUGAAGGAAUUAGUGAGCAUGAAAGCCGCUUAGAGUGGCAGCAUGAAAGUGCUUUAGGAGAAAAGUUAAGAAGACCCCCUUCCCAAGGAAGCAGUUUUAGUCAAAUGUUCUUCACACACAAAUCUCCAGGGAAGAGAGACUAUCAUGAUGACCCUCAAAGAUGUGUGAUUCUAAGUACAAACUCCAUGACAUGUCAGAAAGUUCCUAUAGAAGAGAGACCUCACAGAUGUGAUGUAUGUGGGCACAGCUUCAAGCAGCAUUCCUCUCUAACACAACAUCAGAGAAUCCAUACUGGAGAAAAACCUUAUAAAUGUAACCAGUGUGGGAAGGCCUUUAGUUUGAGGUCAUAUCUCAUUAUUCACCAGAGAAUUCAUAGUGGUGAGAAAGCAUAUGAAUGUAGUGAGUGUGGGAAAGCCUUCAAUCAGAGCUCAGCCCUCAUUAGACAUCGGAAAAUUCAUACUGGUGAGAAAGCUUGUAAGUGUAAUGAGUGUGGCAAAGCAUUCAGUCAAAGUUCAUAUCUCAUUAUACAUCAAAGAAUUCACACUGGUGAGAAACCCUAUGAGUGUAACGAGUGUGGGAAAACAUUUAGCCAGAGCUCAAAGCUUAUUAGACAUCAGCGCAUUCAUACAGGUGAGAGACCCUAUGAAUGUAAUGAGUGUGGAAAAGCUUUCAGGCAGAGCUCAGAGCUGAUUACCCAUCAGAGAAUACAUAGUGGAGAGAAGCCCUAUGAAUGUAAUGAAUGUGGAAAAGCCUUCAGUUUGAGCUCAAACCUCAUCAGACAUCAGAGAAUUCAUAGUGGAGAGGAACCCUAUCAAUGUAAUGAAUGCGGCAAAACCUUCAAAAGGAGCUCAGCCCUGGUUCAGCAUCAGAGAAUCCAUUCUGGGGAUGAAGCUUAUAUAUGUAAUGAAUGUGGAAAGGCUUUCAGGCACAGAUCAGUCCUGCUGCGCCAUCAGAGAGUCCACACUGUAAAGUAACUAGCAAAUACAGUGAAUAUUGUAAAUACUUCAUUCAGAUUUUUAUCAUUGUUAGUCAAAAGGGUUUACUUUGGAGUAAGAUUAUAAAGGCUGAAAAGUACUAGGUCUGGAGUCAGCCUAACAGCUUUGUGCGGCGCUUCCCAAUGCUAGUAUCAUUUGUCCCUUGAAAGCUUUUCCUGCGACUAAUCAGAAAGCCGGAGAAUAAUUCCUUCCAGCUUUGUUCUUACCAGUGGGAAUACUCAGGAAAUACAAAAAGUGGGAAUGUAACAUUGAAACCUCAUGUUCUGUGAGAAUGUCAUAAAAAGUGUAUAGCAACCCAGGCAGUGUCACUGCAGCUGACUGCCAGUGUUUCAGGUUUGAGGGCUGGUAUAGAUGGCACCAAGGGCUUUUUGUCUGAAGAUUUUAAAAAAUUUUACCAGCCCAAUUAAGAAUAGUAUGAAGACAGCAAGAAAGUUUGUGAAAUGGUUUCACCAAUGGCUUAUGUCCAGGGCAGGUCAGAAAUAAGAUAGGCAUGAGAAGAAAGGAUAUAAAUUUAUCCAAGUUAUUUAUUUAGUACCUGCUUUGUGUGGAACAAGGGAUGCAGUGGAAAACAGGACAUAAUUUCUAUAGUUAAUAGGCAAAGCAUAGGUCAGGUAGUGACACUGUGGUCUGGUCACAGCUGUGUGACUAUAAGCAGUCCCCCAACUCAUCCUCAGAAAAGGAAAUGGGGAAAUUACCUGAAAUAUGAAUAGGAGCCAGAGAGCUAUGCCAAGGAACAAUGAUCCCAGUAAAGAAAGCAACAAACAGCAGGAAGAAAGUAUAGAAUGUUUCUAUUCAGUGUCUUUUGAAGUGGCCUCAUGGUUAUAAGAGCACAGGUGUAGCCAGCCUUAAUUAGUGCCUACAGCAAAAUAAGAACCCAUGGAGAAAUCUAUUCAUAGACAAAUCCUACAGCGCUUAGACCACAAGACAUUGGAGGGCUUUGUCUUGAUCCAUGUGACCAAAGGGAAAGGGCUAAUAUGUGGUUUCAUUCUCCAGCACAUAAGCUAAGCUAGAGCUUGCAUGCGUGUAGUGGUGGGAGGGAGCCCAGCCUAGACUUGAAGUCUAGUCUGAUAGAUUGUUCUCUGUCUCCCAGAAAUGACAGUACAGAGCUACUAUCAAAUUCCUCUGAGUCCCCAAGGAUCUGAGUCAGAAGCUCCCAUAGCAUUUAUUUUCAGGGGCUGUAUCCUUACUGUUCCUGAUACACUCCUUUGGGUUCAGGUGCUCAAGAAAGUACUUGUCAGUUGCUGGGUCUGUGACUUCUGUCCAGGCACCUUGCACAUGUUUAGUUUUGCCUUUGUUAGCUGUAUUUCACAAUAUCAUUUGCAAACUUUAUUAAAGACAAUGCCAAAGGGAAAUGAUAGAAUAACAGUCAUGGUCAUCAAGACUUCCCCUCUUCUGAGGGACCCAGGAAGAACAGUAGGCUGGUAUGUGGUACACAAUGGAGUUUUACAAGUUACCCAGAAAGAUGUCAUUCAGAAGACCUAAUAGGUUAGAGGAAUAACACACCUUACCAAAAAAAAAUAUUUGUAAAAAUCUAGAAUCUUUUGCAUAGAAAAGGAAUUUCCAUGAGGGUAAAAAGUAGCAAAGAAAAGUAAUGCUCAUAUUGGGGCAUGCAUAGGUAGGCAUGUGCUAACCUUUGCAAAGCAGGAGGGCUAAAUGCCCAAGUUUGGGAGGAGACUGAAAAGAGGGUGAAGUCAUUUGGGAAAGAUGGUACAUGUGACAGUACAUGGUAAGAGCUUAUUUUCUUUCUUGUCCACAAAGAAUGAUCCAAACUGAAAAAGGUAGGAUGUUAGGAAUUGAUACAUUGCACAAGAGAAAUAUCCAUACAGAGAGCACUUACAUAUCAGUGAGAAAUGUAAUAGGUACUGGAUUGGGCCUUGUUGUAUGUAUUCCUUCUCAGUCAAGCCCAUAUUUUGCAAAUAAGGACAUGAAGGCUAAAGAUCAUAUAGCUAAUAAGUGACAGUGAGGUCAGGCUUUGAAACCAGGCAAUAGGAAUCCAGAACCUUCCUGUAGAGCCAUUUCUCUACACUGUCUCCCUGUGAGAAAUCCCAAUAGAAAAGCUAGUAUUUAGCAAGUCAUAAAAGGUUAAGUACCAAUAGACAGUAAGGUAGCUAAACCUCAUGUUAAAGCAAGACUUGAGUGAGCUGGUACUUCUUUUCUGUAUAAAACCAAUAAAGAUUCAGGGAAAUAGGAACUCAGUGCUGCUGGUGAUUAUGGGAGUCAGUAUGAUCUCUGGCAGUCAAUACCAGAAGCCUUAAGCAUUGCCAUUUGACUUUGAAAUCUACCUAGAAAUGUAUACUUCAGAAACCAUCAUGAAUGUACAGUCUUAAAAGCUGUUAAAACUGAUGUUAAUUAAUAUCAAAUGAAGUAGUCAUGGUAUAUUGCUAAAUACAUUAAAACACUGUAUAAUAUCACAUGUAAAUUAUAUACUUAUACAUUAAAAAUACU
Molecule: messenger RNA, 4201 nt
Organism: Lepus europaeus (European hare)
Lineage: Eukaryota; Metazoa; Chordata; Mammalia; Lagomorpha; Leporidae
Gene: ZNF397
Product: zinc finger protein 397
Exons: 4
Coding region: 131-1735 (534 amino acids)
Biological process (GO): regulation of transcription by RNA polymerase II
Molecular function (GO): DNA-binding transcription factor activity, RNA polymerase II-specific; RNA polymerase II cis-regulatory region sequence-specific DNA binding
Source: RefSeq, a predicted model, not a curated record